Molecule: messenger RNA, 1136 nt
Organism: Halichondria panicea
Lineage: Eukaryota; Metazoa; Porifera; Demospongiae; Suberitida; Halichondriidae
Exons: 5
Coding region: 39-1022 (327 amino acids)
Source: RefSeq, a predicted model, not a curated record
AACAUUUUAUUGUUUUGUUGCCGUAGCGACCAGCUAAGAUGGCCGCCCAGCUACAGGGCAAGGGAGUUCCAGCCACACGCUCUGGAUACAUCGGCCCAGUAAAUAGUUUUACAUCUCAACCAACGACAGAGGAAAUGUUGAGAGCUGUGUACCGCAUUGAGCAAUGGUGGAUCAGGAUGCGAGGGAGGAGGAUAUUCCGGCUCCUCAAGGAGGCAGUGUGUGCUGCUGAGCACUCUCUGACUUAUGAGGUGCUGCGUAAACUAAGUCCAUUAGAGGCAGAGCUGCUCAAAGAUCCUGCCAUCAGAGCCAGAAUCAAGUUCAGAUUUAGUGGACCUGAAUUUCCUCCUUUUAUUUUGUUCAAGAUAUUCACGUCCACUCAGAGUGCUGGCCAGGGGGCUGGGGGAGUCUGUUACCUCAGUGGCAGGAAAAUGAUUAAACCAGCAUCUGAGGCAGCUGAGGAUGCACGUCGACAGAUGGGCAAUCGUGUGUUCUAUGAUCAAAUGUAUCGUGAUGCUUGUCACCACGAGGUGUUGGGAGUCACUGAUGAAGUGGAUGUCUCCACCAUGAAGGAGUACAUGCAGUAUGUGUCCAACAUGGAUGAGACUCCUGCUGACCUUGGGGGCAAGGACAACAGCUGGCGUAGACUGAGUCUGGCUGCCUUACCUCGACACAGUGCACUAGCAAACCUCGUGUCAUUCCUAGAGGAGCGUGGGAGAGGGAGAGAGUCACUGAGACUACUCACUGCCAGCCUCACACAACAUCACUCUCAGAGGGAACAAGUGGCCAGCAUCAAAACUGUCUCCUCUCACAGCAAUCGCAAGACGACUGCCACUCCAUGCAGUAGCAAGGACGGGGGUCGAAGGUCACGUCAGGCUAAGCAGAGGGCGGACAAGAUGCGAAAAUUAUACACUUCUGGAGAUGUGGAGGCAGAAAAAGAGGAAGCAGAAGAUGAUGACUGGGACCUAGAAGCAGAUGACUUGUACCAAUGGACACAAGAACUUUCAUUUGAAGAUAUCACAUGAUAUAAUACGCAACUAACAAUCAUAAUUAUUAUCGUUUUUAUCCUCCUUGACUAUUCUGUUGUUUUUGAUGUGUAAUAAUUAUACAUAAGACAUAAGACAUAAGACAUAAGAGAA